UGUGCGGCUGCGGUCGGUGCGCGGGGCUCGGCGCGCCGCGGGCCCGGUGGGGGUGGCUCCGUUCUAACCCUUUUUCCCGUACAGAUCCCUCGGUAGAUUUCUUCUAGGAGUAAAAAGUCCCAAGUCCAGUUACUGCUGCAGCUACACAGCACUGGUUGGAAUGUUUGCAGCAACAUAAACAAGUUUCUUGGUGUGUGUUUUCAGCACAGCAUGGCUGUGGUCAUCCACUUGCAAGUUGUUCCGAUUGUGGUGGGGACCAUGAACUUCUCUGGACUGACCAUUCCUGAUGGGGGCGUGCAUAUUGUAGGGGGUGAACUGGGGGAAUAAAAUCAGCAGUGUUGAUAUUACAAAAUGACAAAACAUCCUCCGAAUAGAAGAGGGAUCAACUUUGAGGUGGGAGCCCAGUUGGAAGCCCGUGACAGAUUAAAAAACUGGUAUCCAGCGCACAUUGAAGAAAUUGAUUAUGAAGAGGGCAAAGUACUUAUCCAUUUCAAGCGCUGGAACCAUAGAUAUGAUGAAUGGUUUUGUUGGGACAGUCCUUAUUUGCGCCCCCUAGAGAAAAUACAGUUAAGAAAAGAAGGCUUGCAUGAGGAAGAAGGUUGUGCAGGAUUUCAUAUCAAUGAUCGGGUACUGGCAUGCUGGUCUGACUGUCGCUUCUAUCCAGCCAAAGUUACUUCUGUUAACAAAGAUGGUACCUACACUGUGAAAUUUUAUGAUGGUGUAGUUCAGACAGUCAAAAACAUUCAUGUCAAAGCUUUUUCCAAAGAUCAGAAUAUUGGGGGUGAUGCUAAGCCUAAGGAAAGAGGUAAUGAAAUUCCAUCAUCUCCUGAAAACCAGAAGUUUAAAGAGCAGAGGAAAGCAACAGGUAAUGCAAAGAAAGACGAAGAUGAAAAGACAUUAAAGACUGAGAAACGAGUUAAACAACCCGAUAAAGAGGGAAAAUUUGUAGUCAUCUCGGAAAAAGUCAAGAUCUCAGAAAAGAAUAUAUCUAAGAAUGGAAAAGAAGAUAAAGAGAAUAUAUCAGAGAAUGAUAUGGAAUAUUCAGUAGAUACACAAGUUGAGAAGAAGCCUGAGAAUGACAAGGUAAAGAGUCCACAGGAAAAUGUGAAAGAAACUAAGCGAAAGCGUGGCAGACCACCAAUAACACCUCCCACGGAGCCAAGUUCUCAGACACUGCAGCCCAUAACUUUGGAGUUAAGACGUCGGAAAAUACCUAAAGGAUGUGAUGUUCCAUUGAAGCGUCCCAGGAUUGAAAAAACAUUGUCUCAGGAAAAACUUAAGAGCUCUUCAGAUAAUGCUGAGAGAGACCAGAUCAGGAGGCGAUCUUCAAGACUCUCAUCCAGUAUUAGCCAUGAGAUUUUAAAUACAGAUGUUGUCCCAACUUCCAUGGAAAUUCAGACUUUGAAAGAUGCAGUACCUAACCAAAAUGAAUCUGAGAAGGUCCAGUUAGAAAUUCCUGUUGAAUCUGACCAAAGUUUUGGUGAACAAGGAUCACCUGGAAACGUAUUGCAUAGCACAGCACUCAGUACAGAUGCCAGUUUGGAGGAAGAAAAAGCUGAAGACACUGAGUCUUCCUCUGUUCCUGUCAGAACUCAAGAACCUUCUGCUGCUACAGGUUCAGUAACAAAACCUUGUAGGAGAACAGAUUUUCUUGCAUCAAAAAAAGCUGCAACUGUUGACCAAGAUCACAAGUUUAGAUGCAAGUUCUUGGACUGUUCAAAAUCCUUCCGCAAAGCCAAGUUAUUGCAUUAUCACAUGAAAUACUUUCAUGGAGUGGAGAAGGCUGCAGAACAGCAGAACACUGUAAAAAGAAAUAUUCAAACCAGAGCUUCUUUGGCUUCUGAAAAAGCUAAUCAAGAAAGGUCAAAAAGAGGACGGACCACAGCUGGUUCACUGUAUGCUCCUCUACACAUAACCCUCAGGAGUACCCCAUAUAGAGAUGAAAAAGUAGAAAAGAGAAGAACUUCAACUCCUGUAAGUGCACUAAAUAGUCACCGACAUUCUGUUAGAGACCAAACCAGGAACCACAUAGCAAGAGCACUGCGGAGACCUCGGGAAAGAGAAAGAGUUCAACAUGUUGUUAAAGGACAUGAGAAGAACAAAGAAAAAAAAUCCAAAGACUAUGAAAGAUCCAAGUCAAAGAAAAAGAAAAAAAAGAAAAAGAGAUCUAAGCCUGGGUAUUCGGGCACUGGGGAGAACACAGAUAUCUCACAAGAGCUUUCACCUGAAAAAUCAGUUAUCACAAAAUCUAAUUCUUCAAGUAAAUCAUUUGCUCACCCAAGCACCUUGCUUCACUGCACUGAUUCUGGACAGCAUAAGGGAAGAUCAAAAGCAAAUGGAUUUUAUGUAAAUACUUCUUGUACAGAGGAUGACACCCUGAGUGAGUCAUCUAUGGAUAGCUUGCCUUGGAGUGAUGAUGACUGCAGUCAGGAUGUUGAUGUAACCACCAACCCUGAUGAAGAAGUUGAAGAGAGUGAUUUUGAGAUUGUUCGGUGUGUUUGCGAAGUAAGAGAAGAAAAUGACUUCAUGAUUCAGUGUGAAGAGUGUCUGUGCUGGCAGCAUGGAGUCUGUAUGGGCUUACUGGAAGAUAAUAUACCUGAGAAAUAUACCUGCUAUAUUUGCCAAGAUCCUCCAGGUCAGAGGUCCAGCUUAAAGUACUGGUAUGAAAAGGAGUGGUUAAGUAAUGGUCACAUGCAUGGCUUAGCGUUUUUGGAAGAAAAUUACUCCCACCAGAAUGCCAAGAAGAUAGUGGCCACUCACCAGCUGCUUGGUGAUGUACAGCGAGUGAUCGAAGUCCUGCACGGGCUGCAGCUGAAGAUGAGCAUAUUACAAAAUAAAGAACACCCUGACUUAAAGCUUUGGUGUCAUCCAUGGAAGCACAUCACGGUGGAUGAAAAAAUCCAUACAAAACACAUCAUUCACUUUGAGGAAAAUUGCAAAGAGGAGACAGCAAGUUAUAGAACUUGGAAUGGGACAGUUGAGAAACCCUCAACAAUUCCUUCUGUGGAGGAAUCUUACAUUACGAGUGAACACUGUUACCAGAAGCCUCGGGCCUACUACCCUGCCAUAGAGCAGAGGCUGGUUGUGGAAACCAGAAGUUCAGCCAUUGAUGAUGGAGUAAACAGAAUAAGGGAAAAUAGGGAUGAUACCUUCUCAGAGAGGUUUGGCUGGAAUCUGGACCAAGAAAUAUGCAAGAUGGAAAAUGAAUCUAAACACAAUUACUCUAAGGUGAGAGAGUCUGUCUCUAAGAAAGUCUCUCCAGAGGAAGCUAUUGAAAUUAAAUUGCUGGAAAAAGACAAAGAAGGAGUAGUGAACUCACAGCUGCAGUGGCAGCUCAAUCUUUUAGCUCACGUGGAAUCUUUGCAAGAUGAAGUCAUACACAGAAUGGAUUUCAUUGAGAAGGAGCUAGAUGUUCUGGAGAGUUGGCUGGAUUACACAGGAGAGCUGCAACCCCCAGAACCACUGGCUCGACUGCCCCAGCUCAAACACUGCAUAAAGCAGCUGAUAACAGACUUGGGCAAAGUGCAGCAGAUCGCGCUGUGCUGCUCCACGUGAGCCUGGAGAGCUCUGGCUGGGACUGCCUGCAGAGCUGCAGUAUCUGAUGGGAGCACAUCUGAAUCUGUAAAUUAAACUAGCAUGAUGCUUGCAUGGGAUGCAGAUUGACUUCAGGGACUUGUCAAGAAGUGUUGUUCAAAGAAGAGCAAAAAGAUUUUUUCAGGUCUAUUAGACAAUUAUAAUGCUGUGGAAAAGGUCAUACUCUUGUCUCCUGUUGCCUGUUGGUUGAUAAGUUAGACUAAAAUUUUCACUCCCUACAAGUUGUUCAUCAAAAUGGUAGACUUCUUCAUCAUUGAAUUGACUAAAAAUUGUGCCACUGAAAAACAGAGUUCUAAGAGCCAAAAAAGUUUGGUUGACAGCGGUUGUAAAUAACUUUGUGUAGUUUAAGUGACUCAUGUCAUGUUUUAUUUCUUCUGGUUUAUGCAUACUAGCACUCAGUAUUUAAUCAUUAGGAGAUGUUAUAACAGUUUCAGACUUAGUAAGUGUGAAUGUCCAGCUCUUGACUAUAAGUGUUAUGUGGAGGUUUUCAAGUAACAGUGGCCUGACCCACACCUCUGUUACAGUAAAUAAUGUAGCAGGAGGUCACAGGUGGAUUGCACUUGUUUUCCAUAUUUAUCCUCACUGUCACAUGACCUGGUACUGCCCAUGAAGGUGGUGUUUGUGUGUAUUCUUGAGCUCUUCAAUCUGGCCAUCCUGUGCCUCCUGCAGCACUUGCUGGGGGAUCCCCUCGUUGCAGUAGUGUGGAAUGCAGCCAGGAAAGGACUGGAGCCAUGCUCUGAGUUCAGACCCAGCAUGGUCUGUCAUGGAUGUGAUAUAUUUUCUACCCAUUUGUUAAUAAUUGCCAUUCCGGUUAUAUUUGGAAAUCUAGAUUUUUUUUUUCAAUACUAUGGAUGUGUUCAUUGUAAAGACUUGCUAUGAAUGUGUGGUUUUGGGAAUCAGUUUUUGUGUAAAUAAAGCCUCGAGAUCUAUGCAUGAGGUGCUGUCCUUGCAGACAGUGAAUGGGUUAUUAUCUUAAAUACUCUGUGUUCACAAAGUCCCUUUUUAUACCUUAAGUUUUAAUUUUCAGUUUGUAUUUACUUUGUGAUGUAGGUGACAAGGCUACUGAUGUUCAGUCAAGUUACACAGAACCUUUGGAACGUUGUGAGCAUUUGAGAGGUUCAGAGUCUUUCAGCUGCAGAUCACCACUCCUGAAAUAAUGGCUGUAACUUCAGUUUUCCUUCACACACAUUGCUGAGUUCAGUUCCCCAUGGAACACAGUGAGCUGGUUUUGCAGUGAGAGGGUGUCUUUAAAAAGCUGGAUUUCUGCCCUUAUUUUAUUGCUUGCAGUGGUACUACCAAAGGGUAACAUUCAAACCGAGUUGUAAUGGAAAGGCCCAUACCUGUACAAAUUACUAAUUUGGAAUAUAUAUCUGUAAUCUUUUUAUUCUGCAAAGAAUAAUGAAAACUUGAAAUAUCCAGUAUUAUUGUAGGAGCUACAGUCUCUACAUGGUGAAUAUUUUAUUUCCUUCAGAAAACAAAAUAAUUAGGCUGCUCUAGGUAGUAACUAAGACUUUUAUGCCAAGAUUCAGUUCAGGCAAUAAUUUGUCUCACAGUUUUAUAGUACUGUGUCGGUAUAUAGUGAAUACAACGUACAUACAGCAGAAAAACAAACUUUCUUUUCUGUAACACAAUUGGAAUAAAGCGUACAUUGUAUUUUAAGGAUCACUUGGCUCUCUGAAGAUGAGACCAGUGCUUAUACCUUGGCUCAUUCCUGUCAGGUACUUGAGCUCAUGUAGCUCAGAGCAGUAUCAGAGGGGCCUCGCAGGCAGCUGGUGAUUUUCAGGUGAAAGAGGCCACAAAAGGCGUUCCCUGGUUACAGUCGGGAGAGCAGGACACGCUGUGUGGGAACAGCUUGGUUGUGCUCCCAGUCUGAGGGCAUUCAAGCACUCAGUCCCUGAGCUGGCUUCUUGCUCCAAAGGGGGAUUUCUUCUCAAGCAAUGGCUUUUGUGUGCUCAUUGUGUAUUUUCACUUGUCAGUUUAUUUUUGCUCAGGACAGUAUUGGAGGUUUGGAAGAAAAAGCAUUUCCCAUGGGUAGAUCAAGUUGCAGACCCUGGAGACUUGCAUCCCUUCAGUAGUGCUGGGGAAGCCCUUGCAGAUAAAGACUGAAAAUAUUUAUUUAAAAUAGAGUAGUACUUCUCAUAUUCAGGGAAGAUUCUUCAUUGUGCUCUGCCUGGAUUCAUUUCUGUCCCUUUUUUUGCAAGUUUCCUCAUUGUUAUUUUUAGUCUGGACCAGCUGUUCAGACUGACAGGUCACUUUUUUGUUUCUUUAAAUCACUGGUAAGUGAAUGCAGCGUGGAGCCUUGAUGAACUGAGCAAACAUUGCACUGUGGGUACACAUGUGUUUGUUGAUGCACUAUUAGAACCAAGGGGCUGUACAUAGAAUUUUGUUUUGGAGCAAUAUUUGCAAAACUUGAAAAUUUCUGUAUCUUGGUGUUUGGAAUAAAUAAAAAAAUAGGUUUUUGUUGUUUAAA
Molecule: messenger RNA, 6064 nt
Organism: Melospiza melodia melodia
Lineage: Eukaryota; Metazoa; Chordata; Aves; Passeriformes; Passerellidae
Gene: PHF20
Product: PHD finger protein 20
Exons: 22
Coding region: 352-3555 (1067 amino acids)
Biological process (GO): regulation of transcription by RNA polymerase II
Cellular component (GO): MLL1 complex; NSL complex
Source: RefSeq, a predicted model, not a curated record